This is a messenger RNA of Nipponia nippon (crested ibis), 453 nucleotides long. The record is from RefSeq and is a predicted model, not a curated record. Lineage: Eukaryota; Metazoa; Chordata; Aves; Pelecaniformes; Threskiornithidae.
UCUGUCUCCCGCGGCGCAGAGGGCGGGCGGCUGCACCGCGAAGCCAGCGAGCGCUUCGCCGCCGGCUACAUCCAGUGCAUGCACGAGGUGCACACCUUCGUCUCCAGCUGCCCCGGCAUCGACGCCACCACGGCCGCCGAGCUGCUCAACCACCUGCUGGAGUCCAUGCCCCUCAACGAGGGGGGCUUCCCGGACUUGAUCGCGGACGUUUUGGCAGAUCCGGCCCUCGGCCCCUGGCCCGGCAGCGAGGCGCUGGCCCCGGCGGCCGAGGCCUCCCUGGGCCUGGCGCUCCCCGCCUCGGCACCCUCGCCCUCCCCCAGAGAAGAGACCUGCUCCGACUCGGACGAGGCGGAGGCCGAGCCCGGCCAGACCUCCACCGACGGACUGGACGCUUCCCGGACGCGCGGCCUGCCUUCGCCUAGCUCACCCAAAUCGAUGUGGAGACCCUGGUAA